AAUGGCAACACAAAGUAGCAUAACGCAGAACAAAUCGGAAUGUGGAAGAGAGGUUUACUCGGCGCCGUCGGCGCAAUCCACCAUACACGUUCCUUAGCAACUCGCGGCGGAGCCACCAUAUCAUCCGCCGUAGACUCUAUGAUUCUCCGCUCCCUCAAGGAUCAUUACAUGGAAGUAGCCAAAAUGAACAUGCCCCCUAAAGUGAGUCCUCCAUCAUCUUUUACUAUCGUGAAGGGAGCACUUGAUUCGGAAGGUCCAGUUUUGAAGCGAAAUCAUGGCGACGAAGAGGUUAGCAUUUACGUGAUGCGAUUGGCGAAUGUGGAUGAUGAACAUAGCGGUGUUAUGGAUCAGCUGUUCAUUCAUGUUGAUGUAUCGAAACCUGAACAGAAAGAAUCGUUGAAUUUCCUUUGCGCUUUAUACGAAGAUGCUCUUGGGAUUCACUCUGUUUCUAUGAGACCUAAGCUUCAGCAAUCUGACGGAUACAUUCUUGCUCCCACUGAAUAUGCUGGUCCUGUUUUUGAAGAACUAGAUGAAAAGAUGAGAGAUGCAUUUCACAAUUACAUAGAGGAGCGAGGCGUAAACGAUAGCCUCUUUAAAUUUCUUCAAGCAUGGCUAUAUGUGAAGGAACAUCGAAAUUUAAUGCGUUGGUACAAGACAAUGGGCUUGUUCAUUGAUGGGAAGAAGCCAGCUACAGGUGCUUAAUCUCUUGCCAAAGUAAUGUAUUUUGCAUAUGAGAUCAUUCAGUGAACAAGUUAUGUAUUCCAAACUUGUUAAAUUUUGCCCCUCUUUUUUUCUACUUUAAUAUAUUCUUUUGAUAAUACUUAAUUUUA
This is a messenger RNA of Lathyrus oleraceus (garden pea), 830 nucleotides long. RefSeq names its product mitochondrial acidic protein MAM33. The record is from RefSeq and is a predicted model, not a curated record. The transcript has 3 exons. NCBI's taxonomy places the organism in Eukaryota, Viridiplantae, Streptophyta, Magnoliopsida, Fabales, Fabaceae. Gene Ontology annotation, cellular component: mitochondrial matrix. The coding region runs from base 40 to 702 and encodes 220 amino acids.